UCUCACAUUAUUGUGUAUAAAUAUACGGUCCAUCAUUUAUGUAAACUACACAAAUUUGUUCAUAUAUAACGACGACGACCUUCAUCGCCGCCAUGGCCGGACUCCACCUUCGUCUUCUUCCUCUCUUCCUCGCUCUCCUUUCCGCCAUAGCCAUAAAAGGAUCGAAAGCUUACUCCAGGACAUUACCUCCCCCGAAGCUCCAAAGGCUAACCCACCUCCACUUCUACUUCCACGACACCGUCUCCGGCGAGAAAACCACCGCCGUCAGAGUGGCCGAGGCCGCCGGCACGAACUCCUCCGCCACCUUAUUCGGGAUGGUGGUGAUCGCCGACAACCCUUUGACAGAGGGGCCCACCAUGGGCUCCAAGAUGUUGGGAAGAGCACAAGGGAUGUACGCGUCCGCGGACAUGAACGACUUCGGUCUGCUCAUGGCGUUUAACCUGGUGUUCACCGAAGAGAAAUUCAACGGCAGUACGGUCAGCUUGUUCGGUCGGAACCCUAUCUUGUCGGCGGUGAGAGAGAUGCCGAUCGUCGGCGGUACGGGCGUUUUCCGGUUCGCGAAGGGCUACGCUCAGGCCAAGACUUACACUUUCGACCGCGUCAGUGGAAAUGCCGUGGUGGAGUAUAACGUCUAUGUUUGGCACUGAAAUUAAAUUUAAAUUAAAAUUAAGAUUUGUAAUCAUGUUUUUUGUAUGUUGUGUUCCGUGGCAUGAAAAUAAAUUGCUUUUGGUUUCUGUUUUAUGGUUAUGUGGAAGAGCAGACAGAGAGCAUAAAACAUAAAGAGAAUCUUUGGCCCUUUUUGUGACCUGUUUAUGUCCAAUACGUAAGUGGUUCUGACA
Messenger RNA from Tarenaya hassleriana, 839 nucleotides. RefSeq names its product dirigent protein 21-like. Bases 93 to 647 code for a protein of 184 amino acids. NCBI's taxonomy places the organism in Eukaryota, Viridiplantae, Streptophyta, Magnoliopsida, Brassicales, Cleomaceae. The record is from RefSeq and is a predicted model, not a curated record. The transcript has a single exon.